CUCCUCGCGCACUCGGAGCCACCGCCGCUCUCAGAGCUCCGAGCUCUCCUUCUCUCGCUGCUGUAGCCGCAGCCGCCCGCCCGCCCGCUUGCCAGCCCGCCUUCCACGCGUCCCCGCCCCGCUCCGCUCCGAUUCCUGCACCCGGCCCCAAGCGCGCUCAUCUAUCGCUGCGAGCACUGUAUUCCCACUGAGGCCCCGGGGCGAUGGCCACCAAGAUCGACAAAGAGGCUUGCCGGACGGCGUACAACCUGGUGCGCGACGACAGCUCGGCCGUCAUCUGGGUGACUUUUAAAUAUGACGGCUCCACCAUCGUCCCCGGCGAGCAGGGAGCAGAAUAUCAGGACUUCAUCCAACAGUGCACAGAUGACGUCCGACUGUUUGCUUUUGUGCGCUUCACCACUGGGGAUGCGAUGAGCAAGAGGUCCAAGUUCGCCCUCAUCACAUGGAUCGGCGAGAAUGUCAGCGGGCUGCAGCGCGCUAAGACCGGCACCGACAAGACCCUGGUGAAGGAGGUGGUGCAGAAUUUCGCCAAAGAGUUUGUGAUCAGUGAUCGGAAGGAGCUGGAGGAAGAUUUCAUCAAGAAUGAGCUCAAGAAGGCGGGCGGAGCCAAUUACGACGCCCAGACGGAGUAACCCCCCGCGCACCCUGCCCCUUGCCAAAGUCAUCUGCCUGCUCCCCAGGGGAGGGGACCGCGGCCUCAGCUACCAGCCCACCAGCCCACCAGGGAGAGGAAACGCGAUGAGAGGCGACGCCCACCACCCCGUCCAAAAUCCAGCUCCCCUCCCCACUUCCCUUGUGCACCUGCCGUGUCCUAGCCCUCAAAGCUCAUUGAACAUCUUUUUUUUCUCUUUUAUUCUUUCUCCCUGCCCUUCUUUCUUAUUCUAAAGAAAAAUCAUUUUGAUGCCAAGGUCACGCACAUCAUCAGAUCAGAGGCGCCUCCUAUGGUGACCCUUUCCUGAUAUUUCUCUGACGCACAAGCAGCCUGCCCAGCUUCACCCACCAACCUCGUGUCACUUCUGGCACCUGGGUCAUGCUGCUAUCUUGGUUUUCCUUGGCGCCUGCCUGCUUCCGCUGAGGCGACGGCUGUGCCGGGAGCUGUGCCCUCAACAGCGGCCUUCACAAGCACACACACAUCCCGCUGGCCAGACUCACACCCCUGAGAGUCGCUCCAGAGCUCCCUCCACCCCCCCCAUUCCAAGUUGCCUAAGCUCCAUGCCCACCCUAGACGGUGCUUGGUGGAGAGAACCCCUCAGGCCUGACUCAGACCAGAAGAGAAGAGAGAAAAUUUGCCUUAAAAGUUGCCUGGCUUUGCCGUCGGUCUGAAGUGGCCCAUUCCCACCCUCUUGAUCGAAAUCUCAUGAUGGCGUGGAGUGGGGGCAAAGGUCUAGGUCCAGAUUCAAUAGGAGGAGUCUUUCAGGGGUCACGUCCCGGGCUCCCCAAGUGAUGAGGACGUUAGGGAGAGAGGCCCGGGGUGCGGGAUGGGAACUGAGGUCCAGCCAGUCAGCAAGGACAGCAGGGGACAGAGCGUGUGCAGCGGGAGCCCCGCCCUCGCGGGACCAGAGAGUCUGUGGGUUUAAUCCUUGGUGGCACAACAGCGGCCAAAGGAUUUCCUUUUUUUCAAAGAAAGAUGUGAUUGGCUUGGUUGUUCAUGAGCAUGUUUGGUAGCGUUCUUUUUCUCUUUUCCUUGCUCAUUUCGUUGGGGGAAGUCUGUGCUGCGUUGGGGUCGUUAAGAGCAUCCGCACUCAAAAUGGUUUACAGAAAUAAACAGUUUUUUUGUUUUUCAAAAAACAA
Molecule: messenger RNA, 1791 nt
Organism: Dama dama (fallow deer)
Lineage: Eukaryota; Metazoa; Chordata; Mammalia; Artiodactyla; Cervidae
Gene: COTL1
Product: coactosin like F-actin binding protein 1
Exons: 4
Coding region: 204-632 (142 amino acids)
Biological process (GO): regulation of actin filament polymerization
Cellular component (GO): site of polarized growth; plasma membrane; actin filament
Molecular function (GO): actin filament binding
Source: RefSeq, a predicted model, not a curated record